Messenger RNA from Diachasmimorpha longicaudata, 4588 nucleotides. It is a transcript of the gene Su(z)12, whose product is annotated as polycomb protein suz12-B. The record is from RefSeq and is a predicted model, not a curated record. NCBI's taxonomy places the organism in Eukaryota, Metazoa, Arthropoda, Insecta, Hymenoptera, Braconidae. Gene Ontology annotation, molecular function: chromatin DNA binding. The transcript has 8 exons. Gene Ontology annotation, cellular component: nucleus; ESC/E(Z) complex; RSC-type complex. Bases 149 to 2635 code for a protein of 828 amino acids.
UCCCUCCGACAGUGUACUCGCUUUUUUGCGCGGAGUGGGUGUAAUCGGGAUUUGUUUCCUAACGUCUUUGCUAAAUGAAAUAUUUAUUUUUCUAUGAGCGAUUGAGUAAAUUGGUGGUGAUAACAAGAGACUGGUGAAUAAUAUUAAAAUGCCGCCGAAGAAGCGGGAGAAGGAAUUGGAGAGUCAAAAACCACCGAGAAUGGAUCAAAUUCAGGCAGACCAUGAGCUCUUCCUUCAAGCCUUUGAAAAACCGACACAGAUCUACCGCUUCUUGCGAACACGAAAUCAAAUUUCGCCAAUAUUUCUGUACCGAAAUUUAUCCUACAUGAAGCAACGCAUGUCACGGAGCCACAAAUCUCGUCGUGGCUUCAGGAUCGAUUCAAUAUUACAGAGGCUUGUGGAGAAAACCAGCCUCAGCCAGAAUCCUGGCAUUCGGGGCUUCAUGACUCUCACUUUUCUAGGUUUUUACGAUAGGAAAAUGGAGGCACCACAGGAUCCCGUCAAAGUGGAGACACUUUUGUUAAAAAUUUGCCACAAAAAACGGAAGGACGUGAGUUCUCCAAUAAUGCAAGUGUCAGUUGGUACUAGUGAGGUGCCAAUAAAUCCAUCUGAAAAUCAACCACCACCAAAAGCACCAACGAUCUCCAUUCCCAAUGAGUCUUUCACUUUGAGCAAUGGACACGUUGCUAAAACGUACAUGCUACUUCUCAGAGUUUACUGCAUGUCGAACAAUGGCUGCCUUAUGAAUAACUGUGAUUUGGAUUCAGAGCCUGCACAAAAGAGACGAAAAUCUUCACCAGGAACGAUAAAAAAUGGUGGAGAAGAGGUCAAACUUUACGGCUCAGAGCUGAUCGUCUACGAUAAACACAAUCGCUGUCUCUUAACAGACGGUGAUUACGAAUUAGGUCUGCAGGAAGUGCAAACCAACGUUAGAUCAAGUCCGAAGAAGCACAGCUCCUGGGAAACAAUAAGUGAUAUCAAAGAGUGUGGCCCAUUUGAGGUAUUCAGUCGAGGGCCGACUCUGAAAUUUCGACUUAGCUGGACAACUGAACCCAGCAAUGGCCUUGUUGACAGGCCAUCCCUUAUUCACCCACUGCCUAAUGGAGAUAAUAAGGAGAAUCGACCCGGAAAUACUGAUUUAGAUCGUUGCUCCGCUAAUCUUAAUAAUAAUAAUGGAUCACUGCCAAACUCAACUCCCCUAACUCCCUCGAAAAUGGCGGGGACGAUGGAAAAAAUGGAUACGUCCAGUGGAACCCAACAAAUUGUUUACCAAUUUCUAUACAAUAAUAAUAGUCGACAACAAACAGAGGCCUGCGAGGAUCUUCACUGUCCCUGGUGCUCUCUCGAUUGCGGUAGGCUUUACUCUCUGUUGAAGCACUUGAAGCUGUGUCAUUCACGUUUCACCUUCACCUAUGUACCAAUAUCACAGGGAGCUCGAAUAGACGUGGCAAUCAAUGACUGUUACGACGGUUCAUACGCCGGAAGCCCACACGAGCUCAUCUCUCAACCCUCAGGGAUUACCUUUUCUCGUACAGGGCCCACCAGGCGUACCAGUGUCACCAACAUCCUAGUCUGCCGGCCCAAGCGAACCAAACCUAGUCUCUCUGAGUUUCUUGAGCUCGAUGAGAACGACUAUGAGAGCCAACGCCCCUAUAUUACCGGCCACAACAGGCUUUAUCACCACACAGUCACCUGCCUUCCAAUCUAUCCAAAAGAAAUGGACGCCGAUUCCGAAGGAGAGAAUGACCCAAAGUGGCUGCAAACCAAAACCAUGAUGAUGAUAGAUGAUUUCACAGACGUGAACGAAGGAGAGAAAGAAUUAAUGAAGAUGUGGAAUUUACACGUGAUGAAGCACGGCUACGUAGGGGAUUGCCAGAUUCCCCUGGCAUGCCAAAUGUUUCUGGAGAAAAAAGGUAAAGAGCUGUUGAUGAAGAAUCUCUACAGGAACUUCGUUCUGCAUAUGUCCAGCCUCUUCGAUUUUGGAUUAAUUAGUCCAGUGGUUCUUUAUCAAAUGAUCCAAAAGCUACAGGAGAUAAUGAAGGAGGAUGGUGAGAACGGGGCUGUAAGGAGGGUCCUUCAAAAGUCCCACGAGACCCAAGUAGAACAUUGGGUGACCACUGGUGUUCAUGCAGAGCCCACUAAAGCCAGUGGAAUUGCCAAAACUAACUUUAAUAAUGAGAUUUCCAAUUCCAAUGCUCGACGAAAGACAACCAUACCUCUAGGUUCCCCACCUCCCACAUCUGGGCUUAAAUCCGUUCAUAAUAAUGUCAGUAAGCAUGCAACCAUGAUUGGAGGAGUUCCAAAAUUAACGACGAAUGGGAGUAAAAAUUCCAGUAAUUCGUUCGCUGUUAGUAAGACUAAUGGAGUGAGCAAUGGGAAAGGAGAAGUUAAUGGGGUUGGUGAGAGGUCAGAGAACCCUCAGACUGAUGGAACUGGUGGAAGAGGGGGUAGUGAACUUCCACCGAGACGAAAGAGUACAAAUUCAAUUGUUCAGGAGAAUCCAUUGCCCAUCAGGCGAAAAUCAAUGGCGAGCGAAAAUGGGGGAAAUGAGUAUCAUAGAAGGAAACUCGUGCUCGAUACUAUAACUGCGGGGGGAAGUGUCAAUCAAAAAACAUCUCAAAAUGAUAAUUAUUAAGAAAUUGGGGGUGAUAAUACCGAGUGGCGGAGGUCCAAGUUGUGUUGGUGAAUUUAUGGGGUUGAAAAUGACAGCGAGUGAGGGCCGGAGUGGCAAGGGCUGUUAGAUAUGAUUGGAACGGUCAUUGUGAAGUCGAAACGUUUUUUUUCGGAAAUUUUUAUUCAAUAAUAUCCAUUGCACAAAAUUUUUCUUGGAUCUCCUUGAAUAAACAACGGAAAAAGAUGAAAAUGGUGAGAGAUUGGUGGAAAUAAUCGGUUCAUUACGCAGCAUUCAUUGUGCGUAUUUAUUACUCUUAAUUUUUCCACUUUAUUCGCAUACAUUUUGUACAGUAUUUUGAUGCGAUUGAUCGAGAAUAAACUGUGUGAUCGAUCAUUAAUUGAUUCAUUAUCUGAUUAAGUUAGUUUCACUUCUGUCACUUUCAUUUCUUUUAUUGAACUGCUGAAAUAAUCAUAUUUGCGAGUGGGGGAAAGGAGGAUAGUGAGGGAUGUUUACCUGUUAGAUCAAUUUCUAUAGUAAAAGUAGUUUUUUUUUAUUUUAACAAAAAUAAUUCAAUGAUAUAGUUUUUAUUAUAAUUAAUUGAUUCCGAUGUCAUUGCUGACCAAAUGUCAGUUUUAUGCUUUCAUACACAGUACAUUUUUCAGAUUUUCCCCCGCAUUUUUUAUUAACCAAUUUUAGUGAAGAUUUUUUUCCCCUUUUUUCCACUUUUGGCUCUUCUUUUCCACUUUUUUUUUUACUCUAGUCAGAUUACACUUUCAUUUCUUUCUGAGGUUUCUGAAAAUUGUAGACAAUUGAGAAACGUGCAUGAUUCUGUUGAACAAUAUCGUUGUUCCAAUCACAAAGCUUUAAACUGUUGGAAAAGGUUAUUCAAUUCGAUUACGUUUUUUUUCCUUUUUUCUUUAAUGGUGAGUACUAGUACUAGGGGUUAGACAAAGGGGCAUUGGUAUCUUUGAGAUGGAUUUGUAGUUGAAAUUUAAAGAUGACAAAAGAAAUGUUCAAAACAAUUAAUAAUCAGUGGUAAAGCUUCAGAAUGACUUAGUCGAAUGAACUUGAUUUUAGAAUAGUCAAAUUGAUUCAGAUCAGUUGAAGUAAUUCAGAAAUUUCGUUUUCCGAUCUGCAACAAUUACUCGCAUUUUUAAACACAUAAUUUUUCGAUAAUGUUGCAAUCUUAACACAAGUGAAGAUGUUUUUAAAUUACUUCUGUCAUUUCAUUGCGCUUAACAAACGUUAGAUUUAAUUUCAAUAAAAUGACUUUGCGAAUUAUGUACUUGCAACUCAUGCUGAACUUUACUACUGAAUGACGAUUGGUAAUAGACAUUGAGCGAUUAUGCAAAAGUGCCUUCAUUAAAUCUGAGGCUUUUAAGAAAAAAUUAGUUUUCCUCGAAAUUUUGUAUAGAAGUGAUGUAGAAUAUUUUCAAAUUCUUCGCCAAUUGCCUGGUUCAAAGAAAGCCGUCGAAUCUAUUUUGUUUUCUCUAGAGCGCAAAGUCGAAUAACAAACAUCAGCAAAGGACUGUUGUCCUAAACCCGUUGUCUAUUGGACUGUUGUCUCUGAACCCGGUUCGCUCGAGGAUCUUCGCAAAAUAAUCGCUAGAAAUGUUUAAACAUACCUCCUUUCAUCACUUCAUUUAUCGAUUUCUGUGUGAAAUUACCCCUGGACAUGAUAAUUUAUGAUACUUACAUCUCCCAGAUUGUGCCCACGCUACCCAUGAAAUUAUACAAAAGAGUAAUGGUGUAUUAAUUAUUUAAUCGUCAAGGACAUUGUACGAUACACGAAAAUACUAACUAAAUUUACUGCCUGUACGGUCGUCAUUCUUGUUCUAUUCUAUUUCAUUUUAUCAAUGAAUACUGUAGACGAAGACCUGACCGUUACACUUUAAAUCUUACACUGUAUAUCGUAGAUUGUAAAUAGGUAUAUUGCAAAAAAAAAUCAAUAAAUUCUGUGAAAAAAAAAUUAAA